AUGCAAUAACAAAAUUUUACAUUACUUGAUUUAGUAUUCCAAGAACAGCAAAUCCAGAAUUAGGUUUCCAAUAAGUGCAGCAUCAAAGAAACAGCCAAAUUUAUCCCCUACAAUCCCCUCGGUCUCAGUCUUUAUCUCGAAGCCAAUUGCAAUACAGAAACCAUUAGCAAAUCGAUAUUCAGUCAAAUCUUGAAAAUGAUCGAGGACAAAUUGUUAGAACUCGAGGAACGCUUGGACAAUCGGGAUCAAAUCAAAAAUAUCAAUCAACAAUUAAAUUUCCUCAAACCUCCUGACCCUUAUUUUAAGUCUAAACCCAUCGACGAUACAUAAUCCGAAUAUGUCAAAUAAAGAAAAUACAGUUAAUAAUCUGACAUGGAAAUAACAUCUCCCCAAGCAAAUUAACACUAAGAUCAAAAGUCUAUUAAAUCACAAAAAUCAUAGAGAUCUCGCUCCUAAUUGGGAAGAGCUCAUACUGAAAUUACAUAAAUAGAUCCAAAACUAAAAUCAAAUGAGGAAGGACUUAUUUCCAAAAUAGAAUUAUUUGAUAAAAAACUCAAAUAGGUUGUAGAAUAAGUGAAUAAACUUUCACAAAAAGAUGAUUAAUUUUAGAGAAGAAUAGAGUAGCAAGUUUAAUCGUAAUUGAAGGAUAGUCAAGAUAGAUUGAUACAAAACGAUAAAUUUUUCAAAUAAGUUUAGUAGACUAAUUAAGAAAUCACAGAAAAUUAAAGAGGAUUUCUAAGUCGAUCUGCAUAAUUAAGAUAAGAAAUGGAUUAUUUAUCACAAGAACUAACUAAAAUCUAGGAGGAUAACAAGCUUCCCUUGUUAUAACUACAAGAAAGUGUUUAGGAAUUGUAAAAACAAGUAGGCCUGCAUUAAAAUGAGUUGAUUGUAUUUAAAACAAUUCUUGAGUCUAUAGAUAACGAUUUUUUGAUACUGCUUAAAAAAUUUAAGGACAUUCAAAAUGAUUUAGCCAAAAAGAAAUUAAACUCCAGUAUGAGUAGUCAUCAUCAAUAUUUAAAAUGA
Paramecium tetraurelia is the source of this 1023-nucleotide messenger RNA. RefSeq lists its product as uncharacterized. The transcript has 3 exons. The record is from RefSeq and is a predicted model, not a curated record. NCBI's taxonomy places the organism in Eukaryota, Ciliophora, Oligohymenophorea, Peniculida, Parameciidae.